AUGGCUAAAAGAACACAACCAAAUUGGUCUUUGCCUUCCGCUAAGGUGAAACGACCGGUUUUAAAUCUCUAUAAUAGUUUGACCCGACAGAAAGAGGAAUUUGUUUGUGGUCACGGGAAUCGAGUGAACUGGUACAGCUGUGGGCCAACUGUGUACGACGCUUCGCACAUGGGUCACGCGAGGUCGUACAUAUCAUUUGACAUUCUGAGACGAGUGUUGACUAACUACUUUGGGUAUGAUGUGUUGUAUGCUAUGAACAUCACUGAUAUCGAUGAUAAAAUUAUAAAGAGAGCCAGACAGAACUACUUGUACGAGAAAUAUGUUAAAGAAGCAAAAACAUUAGAUCAGAUUGUUGACGAUGCAACCGCAGUCAUAGACUUCUAUGAAGGUAUAGUGAGAGAAGCCAAUGAUCCCGAUAAAAAGAACACCUUGCAAAAAAUGCUGGAUAGUGUCGCUUCAGCUGUAAAAACUUUAAAAUCAGCCUUACAAGAAAAUAAAUCGGAUAAAAUUGAAGAAGCGAAAAAUGAUCUCUUAAAAACUGCUAAAGAUCCAAUAUCAGUCUGGUUGGAUGAGAAGUAUGGAGCUACUGUAACGGAUAAUGGGAUAUUUCAAACACUGCCGAGAUAUUGGGAAAAUGAGUUCCAUAAAGAUAUGAAAGCUCUUAAUGUCUUGCCGCCUGAUGUGUUGACAAGAGUCAGUGAGUACAUUCCACAAAUUAUUACCUUCAUCCAGAAGAUUAUUGACAACGGUCUGGCUUACGAGUCAAAUGGUUCUGUGUAUUUCAAUGUGAGCGAGUUUGAUGGCAAAGACAAGCAUUACUAUGCCAGGCUUGUCCCGGAGGCCUAUGGAGACACUAAGUCUUUGCAGGAAGGGGAAGGCAAGUUGAUUUCAAAUUUCUUUAUAUUUCCAGGUGAUUUAACCGAUAGUGCAGGUGAGAAGCGUUCUCCCAAUGAUUUCGCUCUCUGGAAGCAGAGUAAAGCGGGCGAGCCGUCGUGGGAGUCGCCUUGGGGUCGCGGGCGUCCCGGCUGGCACAUAGAGUGCUCCGCCAUGGCUUCUGAUGUCUUCGGAGACAACCUCGACAUACACACGGGAGGAGUAGACCUAAAGUUUCCCCAUCAUGACAACGAGCUGGCUCAGAGCGAGGCUCACUUCGACAAGCCGGGCUGGGUGAACUACUUCCUCCACACGGGUCACCUCACUAUAUCUGGCUGCAAGAUGUCAAAAUCCUUGAAGAACUUCAUCAGCAUCCAACAAGCCCUGACCCAGCACUCGGCGCGUCAGUUGCGGCUGGCCUUCUUGCUCCACGGCUGGCGAGAAACUUUGGACUACUCACAAAACACUAUGGACAUGGCGCUCCAAACUGAGAGGCUGUUCAAUGAGUUCUUCCUGACCGUGAAGGACGCUCUCCGAGGUCUCCGGGACACCGAGGGUCCGUGGGGGGAGGCCGAGCGGCGCCUGGCGGGGGCGAUCACCGCGGCUAAAGAAAACGUGCACCUCGCGCUCUGUGAUAACAUCGACACUCGUUCAUCGUUGGACGCGCUCCGUGAGCUGGUGAGCGCGUGCCACGUGUACCUGGGCGGAGUCCCCGCGGGCCCCCGGAGCGCCCCGCUGCUGCGAGCCUCCGCCCUCUACGUCACGGACAUACUGCAUGUGUUCGGGGUCAUCGAGGGCCCAAGGGGACUGAUAGGGUUCCCCACGGCCGGCGCGGGAGAAGUGGCGUUGGAAGAGGCUGUGAUGCCGUACUUAGAGGUGCUGGGUUCAUUCCGUGCGGGCGUGCGGUCCGCGGCGAGGAAAGUAGGGGCUGGGGAGGUGCUGGCUUUAUGUGACCAGCUGAGAGACGACCUGCUGCCCGAGCUGGGUGUGAGGCUCGAGGAUAAACCUGAUAGGACGGUCUUGAAGCUUGUCAAUAAAGACGAACUGAUCAAGGAAAGAGAAGAGAAGAAGAGGCAAGAAGAAGAGAGACAGAAGAAGAAGAAGGAACUGGCUGACGCUCAGAGGAUGAAGGACGAACAGAAGAAGAUACCGCCGGAGGAGAUGUUCCGUAGAGAGGGGAAGUACUCCAAGUUUGACGAACAGGGCCUGCCCACUCAUGACAUAGAAGGCAAGGAGCUUAGCAAGGGACUAAUAAAGAAGCUGCAGAAAUUACAGCAGCUCCAGGAGAAGAAGUACAAGGAAUACCUGGCGAGCAGCCAGAACUGA
This is a messenger RNA of Danaus chrysippus (African queen), 2199 nucleotides long. The record is from the annotation of a GenBank genome assembly. NCBI's taxonomy places the organism in Eukaryota, Metazoa, Arthropoda, Insecta, Lepidoptera, Nymphalidae.